CACGGAACACGCUGAACUGCGCAGUUAUGAAAAACCUGAAAAAUAUCUUGAAUUUCUUACCGGCCACAAGAUUUUGAAGGACAUUUUUGUUCAAUUUAACGGAUCCUUCGGAAUUUGAAGCGUAUUUCUUUCCUAUCGGUCUUACAGCGAAAAACGAACGCAGGCGACAUGGCUGAGCAUUCGAUCCCGAAAGACAUUCUCGACGAUCUUAGCAGUCGGUUUAUCAUUAACGUGCCGGAGGAGGAAAGAAAAGACCUCAUCAGAAUUUGCUUUCAAAUUGAGCUGGCGCAUUGGUUUUACUUGGAUUUUUAUUGCACCGAAGAAAAUCCGAAACUGAAGUCAUGUGGCAUGAAGGAAUUUGCCAUGCAUAUUUUUCAGCACAUACCAUUUCUGAAAACACACGUGGGGCAAAUAGAUACCAUUUUGGAACAGUGGCGUGAAUAUAAACAAAAUGUACCCACAUUCGGUGCAAUUGUCUUGAAUGAAGAUUUAACAAAAGUUCUUUUGGUACAAAGCUAUUGGGCACGAAGUGGAUGGGGCUUUCCAAAAGGAAAGGUUAACGAGGAUGAAGAUCCAUCCCAUUGUGCAGUUCGUGAAGUUUUAGAAGAAACAGGAUUUGAUAUCUCGAACUUAAUAGAUAAGAAUGAAUUUAUUGAAUCUACCAUAAAUGAUCAAUUGGUUAGAUUAUAUAUAAUAUCAGGUGUUCAAAAAGAUACGAAAUUUCAACCAAAAACACGCAAAGAAAUUAAAAAUGUUGAAUGGUUUUCUCUUGCUGAUUUACCUAAUACUAAAAAGGAUAAAACACCAAAAGUAAAAAUCGGGGUGGGAACGAAUGCCUUUUUCAUGGUCCUCCCAUUUGUAAAACGAAUGAAACGAUGGGUCCUAGAAAAACAUCAGCGGGACAAGAAUCUACUGAUACGUAGACAACGUCACAAGUCAAUGGGCGAUGUUGAAACUGUAUCAAAAAGUAAACGACAAACACAAAUGUUUUCUCAAUCUGUUCAGAGUGAAAUUCCAGAUUUUAAAAAUAUAAAGCAAUCAAAUACUUCACCGAUACGUAAUCGACGUGGUACAUACGAAGCUAAAAAUACACCAGCAAGAGCUGCAUUUAAGAGAAAUUUAUUCAGUGAAAUGGGAGAUGAUAAUUCACCACUUGCAAAGCAACUAAUUGAUAGCCCUCAGAAUGCUGAGCCUCAUUUGGUCUUGCGAGACCCAGCAAUACAAUCGAUUAAAUGUAAUGACUUUUAUAGCACAAACACACCAUUAACAGAAAAGGAGAAGAAAGGUGAUACAACAAUGUCUCAAAGUCCUCAUAAUAAGCUGCUACCAGAUGGAAAUAUAAAGUCCCUAUUAUUUGGGGAUGUCGCUAAAAAAUUACCUUCAGAUAUAACGAUGGUACCACCUUCAAUUAUGACAAUGGGAUUUAAUAUGUCACCAUUUAUUACGACAAGUUAUUUCGUAAGACCUGAACAGUUUUUUGAGUUUGGCUGCCCAAUUUGGACACAUUUUAAGUUUGAUAGACGAGCCAUACUAAAUUGUCUAUAAACUUGAAAAUAAGGAAUAUCAAAGCGACUAAAAAGUCAACCUUCACAUGUGAUUAUGUGUAAUUUUUCUAAGAAAGACAUUUAAUCCUGAAUAUCCAGGGUUUGUGUGAAAAGUGUACCGGUGAAUGGUGCUUCCAGCUAGAUAAGAACAUUCCUACAUGAAAGGAAUCAUUUCUAAAUCCGCGUAGCUUUAAUAUUUAACUAGAACCGUCUAGUUCAAGGAGCUAGUGAAAGUCAUGCGGAAACAAUUCUAAUUCAGUAUUAGAUGUAUCAUGUGAUAAUGAAUUGUUAUGAUAUUGCGUAAUAUUUGAAGAUGUUCUUAAGACAUGAUAUAAAUACAAUUCAUUGAUUGAAUUA
This is a messenger RNA of Orussus abietinus, 1901 nucleotides long. RefSeq names its product m7GpppN-mRNA hydrolase (gene DCP2). Gene Ontology annotation, molecular function: 5'-(N(7)-methylguanosine 5'-triphospho)-[mRNA] hydrolase activity; manganese ion binding; RNA binding. The record is from RefSeq and is a predicted model, not a curated record. The transcript has 5 exons. NCBI's taxonomy places the organism in Eukaryota, Metazoa, Arthropoda, Insecta, Hymenoptera, Orussidae. Gene Ontology annotation, biological process: deadenylation-dependent decapping of nuclear-transcribed mRNA; nuclear-transcribed mRNA catabolic process, nonsense-mediated decay. Gene Ontology annotation, cellular component: P-body; cytoplasm. Bases 169 to 1545 code for a protein of 458 amino acids.